Messenger RNA from Phytophthora sojae, 825 nucleotides. RefSeq lists its product as hypothetical. NCBI's taxonomy places the organism in Eukaryota, Oomycota, Peronosporomycetes, Peronosporales, Peronosporaceae. Bases 1 to 825 code for a protein of 274 amino acids. The record is from RefSeq and is a predicted model, not a curated record. The transcript is spliced from 3 exons.
AUGGAGACGCCUGAAGCUGCCAGGUCUGACCCCAAGUGGGUCGAUUGCAUGACGUUGGCGUUCCCGCGGGAGUUGCCCAUGCAGUACGAGUUCGAGGAGCUGAGGUUCUACGUGCGCGCGUGCUACCCCCAUUACUACAACCUCAUUACUCGAAUGCUCAAUUCAAAGAGGGCAAAGGUGGUCACAGUGACUGACAAUCCAGGCAUCGGCAAGUCCUUAUUCUACGCUUACUUCUUCCUGCGCUACAGAGCCGAGAACGAGGCUACUUCAAUCAUCACGAUAUCGUUCGCAAAAGAAAACAACGCGUCCGUACUGAAGGAGGUGGUCGUCUGGAAAGGUGACAGGGUGGUAGCUGCCACAAGCAACUCACUGGCGAUAGGCAACUUGAUUGAGAAGGCCGAGAAAGAAGCGAAGUCCAACGUGAUUCACCUGUACAAUGGCUCGCCUAAAAUCGCUGCAGCGAGCGCUCGAGCGGUGUGCUUCACAAGCUCAGACAAAUCGUGGUUUGACCACAUCAAGAAGAGCCAAUACCGGCCAAAACUGUUCAUGCCGCUGUGGGAUCUUCGGGAGCUUCAAACCGCCGCAAAAGCGCUCCAUCUCUCCGUUCUCGGAGGCGACGAGAGUCCCAAAGCGUUAAAUCAGGACGAAGUCGAGGUGCGUUUUAUUACCUUUGGUGGCAUUGUGCGCGAGUAUCUGGCCAGCGACCAAGAUUUCGUCUACCAACGGCAGCACGAUAUCGAAAAGAUGGUUGGGCAGUUCAACGAUGCCGGCAUCGCGCGGCGUCUUCUGCAGGAUUUGGAAUCUGAGAUGGUCCUCGGCUGCUAG